Molecule: messenger RNA, 2020 nt
Organism: Pan troglodytes (chimpanzee)
Lineage: Eukaryota; Metazoa; Chordata; Mammalia; Primates; Hominidae
Gene: ANGPTL4
Product: angiopoietin like 4
Exons: 7
Coding region: 313-1533 (406 amino acids)
Biological process (GO): blood coagulation
Source: RefSeq, a predicted model, not a curated record
AGCCCGCAGACUACCAGGCCUCCGGAGGACAGGACCCCACCCCCGGCCACAGGCCCUGCCCCCAGCACUCCCCGCACCCCGCCUCCAAGACUCCUCCGCCCACUCCGCACCCAACUUAUAAAAACCGUCCUCGGGCGCGGCGGGGAGAAGCCGAGCUGAGCGGAUCCUCACACGACUGUAAUCCGAUUCUUUCCAGCGGCUUCUGCAACCAAGCGGGUCUUACCCCCGGUCCUCCGCAUCUCCAGUCCUCGCACCUGGAACCCCAAAGUCUCCGAGAGUCCCCGAAUCCCCGCUCCCAGGCUACCUAAGAGGAUGAGCGGUGCUCCGACGGCCGGGGCAGCCCUGAUGCUCUGCGCCGCCACCGCCGUGCUACUGAGCGCUCAGGGCGGCCCCGUGCAGUCCAAGUCGCCGCGCUUUGCGUCCUGGGACGAGAUGAAUGUCCUGGCGCACGGACUCCUGCAGCUCGGCCAGGGGCUGCGCGAACACGCGGAGCGCACCCGCAGUCAGCUGAGCGCGCUGGAGCGGCGCCUGAGCGCGUGCGGGUCCGCCUGUCAGGGAACCGAGGGGUCCACCGACCUCCCGUUAGCCCCUGAGAGCCGGGUGGACCCUGAGGUCCUUCACAGCCUGCAGACACAACUCAAGGCUCAGAACAGCAGGAUCCAGCAACUCUUCCACAAGGUGGCCCAGCAGCAGCGGCACCUGGAGAAGCAGCACCUGCGAAUUCAGCAUCUGCAAAGCCAGUUUGGCCUCCUGGACCACAAGCACCUAGACCAUGAGGUGGCCAAGCCUGCCCGAAGAAAGAGGCUGCCCGAGAUGGCCCAGCCAGUUGACCCGGCUCACAAUGUCAGCCGCCUGCACCGGCUGCCCAGGGAUUGCCAGGAGCUGUUCCAGGUUGGGGAGAGGCAGAGUGGACUAUUUGAAAUCCAGCCUCAGGGGUCUCCGCCAUUUUUGGUGAACUGCAAGAUGACCUCAGAUGGAGGCUGGACAGUAAUUCAGAGGCGCCACGAUGGCUCAGUGGACUUCAAUCGGCCCUGGGAAGCCUACAAGGCGGGGUUCGGGGAUCCCCACGGCGAGUUCUGGCUGGGUCUGGAGAAGGUGCAUAGCAUCACGGGGGACCGCAACAGCCGCCUGGCCGUGCAGCUGCGGGACUGGGAUGGCAACGCCGAGUCGCUGCAGUUCUCCGUGCACCUGGGUGGCGAGGACACGGCCUACAGCCUGCAGCUCACUGCACCCGUGGCCGGCCAGCUGGGCGCCACCACCAUCCCACCCAGCGGCCUCUCCGUACCCUUCUCCACUUGGGACCAGGAUCACGACCUCCGCAGAGACAAGAACUGCGCCAAGAGCCUCUCUGGAGGCUGGUGGUUUGGCACCUGCAGCCAUUCCAACCUCAACGGCCAGUACUUCCGCUCCAUCCCACAGCAGCGGCAGAAGCUUAAGAAGGGAAUCUUCUGGAAGACCUGGCGGGGCCGCUACUACCCGCUGCAGGCCACCACCAUGUUGAUCCAGCCCAUGGCAGCAGAGGCAGCCUCCUAGCGUCCUCGCUGGGCCUGGUCCCAGGCCCACGAAAGACGGUGACUCUUGGCUCUGCCCGAGGAUGUGGCCAUUCCCUGCCUGGGCAGGGGCUCCAAGGAGGGGCCAUCUGGAAACUUGUGGAUGGCGAAGACGACCACGACUGGAGAAGCCCCCUUUCUGAGUACAGGGGGGCUGCAUGCGUUGCCUCCUGAGAUCGAGGCUGCAGGAUAUGCUCAGACUCUGGAGGCGUGGACCGAGGGGCAUGGAGCUUCACUCCUUGCUGGCCAGGGAGUUGGGGACUCAGAGGGACCACUUGGGGCUGGCCAGACUGGCCUCAAUGGCGGACUCAGUCACAUUGACUGACAGGGGGACCAGGGCUCGUGUGGGUCGAGAGCGCCCUCAUGGUGCUGGUGCUGUUGUGUGUAGGUUCCCCUGGGGACACAAGCAGGCGCCAAUGGUAUCUGGGCGGAGCUCACAGAGUUCUUGGAAUAAAAGCAACCUCAGAACA